Messenger RNA from Quercus lobata, 5028 nucleotides. It is a transcript of the gene ATRX, whose product is annotated as P-loop containing nucleoside triphosphate hydrolases superfamily protein. The coding region runs from base 161 to 4684 and encodes 1507 amino acids. Lineage: Eukaryota; Viridiplantae; Streptophyta; Magnoliopsida; Fagales; Fagaceae. The transcript is spliced from 26 exons. Gene Ontology annotation, cellular component: nucleus. Gene Ontology annotation, molecular function: ATP hydrolysis activity; ATP binding. The record is from RefSeq and is a predicted model, not a curated record.
AUUCCUCUCGUUCUCUCUCACUAAUUCAUUUUCUCUCUUUUCACCAAAAUUUUCCCUCCUCUCUCUCGGUCUCCAAUCACUGCUAUCUCUCUCUCUCGCGCGCGCGCGCACAGAUAAAAAUUCAAGGACUGUUUACUAUUCAAUGCAAUUUGAAUAAGGGAUGGAAGAAAAGCUAGAGGAAGCUGAUGAUGUUGAGAGCACUUCUAGCGAUUCUUUUAUUGAUGGCCUAGAAGAUGGCUCAGAAGAUGAUGGACCGUCAACAUCUGGACAAGAUGAGGGGAUGCGUCUUGAGGAUCCUUUGACUGAGGAAGAAAUAGAAGAGCUGAUUGCUGAGUUCUUGGAAGUUGAGAGUAAGGCUGCAGAGGCUCAAGAAGCACUUGAAAAGGAUUCCCUUGCCAAUGUGGAGAGUGAAGUUAGAGAGGAGUUGGCACAGACUCUCCAAGGGGAUGAUUUGGAAACGGCUGUUGCAGAUGAAAUGAGUACGCUUACAGAAGAGUGGGAAACUGUGCUUGAUGAGCUUGAGACCGAGAGUGCUCAUUUGUUGGAACAACUUGAUGGUGCUGGUAUUGAGCUACCAAGCCUUUAUAAGUGGAUUGAAAGUCAGGCUCCUAAUGGUUGCAGCACUGAAGCUUGGAAAAAGAGGGUGCACUGGGUUGGGUCUCAGACAACCAGUGAAGUUACUGAGUCUGUAGUUGAUGCUGAGAACUUUCUUCAAAUCCACAGGCCUGUAAGAAGACGACAUGGUAAACUAUUGGAAGAGGGUGCAAGCGGAUUUCUGCAGAAAAAACUUGCUGUUGAUGGAAGCAAGGAGGCUGUAACAGAAAAUCCAGAGGUUGAUUGGUCCUCUCUCAACAAAAUAUUUUCUGAUCAUGUGUCAGUUGAUGACACUACAUUUGGCAGCAAGAAUUGGGCCUCUGUAUACUUAGCCAGCACUCCACAGCAAGCAGCAGUGAUGGGACUUAAAUUUCCUGGAGUCAAUGAGGUGGAGGAGAUUGAUGACAUUGAUGGAAGUUUUAAUGACCCAUUUGUUGCAGCUGCUAUUGCAAAUGAAAAGGAACUUGAUCUUUCUGAAGAACAAAAGAAAAAUUUUAGAAAGGUUAAAGAAGAAGAUGAUGCAAAUGUAGAUCUGAAACUACAAAUUCAUCUCAAACGGAGGAGACAUAGGCAGAGACGUAAACAGGAGGUCAGUCAGAAAUUUGUUUCCGCAGUUGAUCAGGUCUUAGAAAGCAAUUUAGAUAAGUCCUCGUCGUGGGUUGACAAUUCUAAUCCUGUUUCAAAUGAGAAAAAUUGUGAAGAUGGGAAUGGUCUGCCUAAUAAUCACAAUGAGGUUGCAUGCCAGAAUGUCCAGACGGAUAUGCUUGAUGCUUCUGAAACUUGUAAUGAUCUUGACAAUAAAGGGCCGAUGAAUAAUGCUCCUUCAUUGUCUGAGCCUGCUUUGCCUGAUCAUACUGGACCUAGAGGCUCCAAGCGUCCAAAUGAGAUUGAGGAGCUAAAAGUUGAUAACAAGAAGAGUCGGACUGUUAUCAUAGAUAGUGAUGAUGAAACUCAUUUUGUGAAGGAAAAUUCACAUCCUAAUGCCACUAGCUUGGACCCUGAUUCUAAUUCCAAAGAAAAUAUUGGCGAGCCUGGUGCUGAUUCUAUUCCAUUGCAGAGUCAGAAUGAGAAGUUUGACUGUACUGCUUGUAGUAAGCUAGCUGUUGAAGUGCACCGACAUCCACUUCUGAAAGUAAUUAUUUGCCGGGAUUGCAAAAGCUUAAUGGAAUAUAAGAUGCAGAUGAAGGAUUCUGAUUGUGCUGAGUGUUACUGUGGAUGGUGCGGAGGAGGCAGUGAUUUGGUAAGUUGCAAAAAAUGCAGGACAUUGUUCUGCACCACUUGUAUAAAGAGGAACAUUGGUGCGGAAUGCUUGUCUGAGAUACAGACAUUGGGCUGGAAGUGUUGUUGCUGCUGUCCAAGUCUACUGCAGAGAUUAUCAUUACAGUUAGAGAAAGCCAUGGGAUCUGGAACUUUGAUAGUUUCUAGCUCUGAUAGUGAUUCUGAUAAUUCAGAUUCAGACUCAGAUUCAGAUUCAGAUGUGAAUGUUGCAUACAGCUCUAAGAGAAGGAACAAAAAGAAAAUUCGAAGGAUCCUUGAUGAUGCUGAAUUAGGAGAAGAGACUAGAAGAAAAAUUGCAAUCGAAAAGGAACGCCAAGAACGUCUGAAGUCUUUGCAAGUACAGUUUUCGGCCAAGUCUAAGAUAAUGAGCUCUGCAGGCUCUAAUGGGAAUUUAUCUGAAGGUGCUAGUGUUGAAGUGCUUGGUGAUGCUUCCACUGGUUAUGUAGUGAAUGUUGUAAGGGAGAAAGGGGAAGAAGCUGUCAGGAUUCCUCCAAGUAUCUCGGCUAAAUUGAAGGCCCAUCAGGUUACGGGGAUAAGAUUUAUGUGGGAAAAUAUCAUACAGUCUAUCAGAAAAGUGAAGUCUGGGGAUAAAGGUCUUGGUUGCAUUUUAGCUCAUACCAUGGGCCUUGGUAAAACUUUUCAGGUCAUAACUUUCUUGUAUACUGCUAUGAGAAGUAUCGACUUGGGAUUAAAAACUGCACUCAUUGUUCUUCCGGUGAAUGUGCUACAUAAUUGGCGGCAUGAGUUUAUGAAGUGGAGGCCUUCAGAGUUAAAGCCACUUCGUGUCUUCAUGCUGGAAGAUGUAUCAAGGGAAAGAAGAGCUGAAUUGUUUGCUAAGUGGAGGGCUAAGGGUGGUGUCUUCUUGAUUGGGUAUACAGCUUUUCGGAACUUAUCCCUUGGAAAGAAUGUAAAGGAUCGGCACAUGGCUAGAGAAAUUUGUUAUGCCUUGCAGGAUGGACCUGAUAUACUUGUUUGUGAUGAGGCCCAUAUGAUUAAGAAUACGAGGGCUGACACAACCCAAGCCUUGAAACAAGUGAAAUGCCAGCGAAGAAUUGCAUUAACUGGAUCACCUCUUCAGAACAAUCUCAUGGAAUAUUAUUGUAUGGUUGAUUUUGUAAGAGAGGGUUUUCUUGGAAGCAGCCAUGAGUUUAGGAACCGCUUCCAAAAUCCUAUUGAGAAUGGUCAGCAUACUAAUUCAACUCUUGAUGAUGUGAAAAUUAUGAACCAAAGGUCUCAUAUCCUCUAUGAACAGUUGAAAGGAUUUGUCCAGAGAAUGGACAUGAAUGUGGUGAAGAAUGACUUGCCGCCCAAAACUGUCUUUGUGAUUGCUGUAAAACUUUCUCCCUUGCAAAGGAAAUUAUACAAGAGAUUUCUUGAUGUGCAUGGAUUCACUAAGGACAAGGUUUCCAAUGAAAAGAUUAUAAAGAGAAGUUUUUUUGCUGGGUACCAGGCGUUGGCUCAGAUAUGGAACCAUCCUGGGAUCUUACAAUUGACCAAAGAAGACAAAGACUACGUAAGAAGGACUGAAGAUGCUGUAGAGAAUUUUCUCGUGGAUGACAGUUCUAGUGAUGAAAACAUAGAUUAUAAUAUGGAUAUUGGAGAUAAGCCAAAGAGUGCAAAUGAUUAUCUGCAGGGAAAAAAUGGUGCUGGCUUUCUUCCAAAGGAUUGGUGGAAUGAUCUUCUUCAUGGCAAUAAUUUUAAAGAGCUUGAUUACAGUGGCAAGAUGGUUUUACUGCUUGAUAUCCUAACCAUGUCUUCUGGUGUGGGGGAUAAAGUGUUGGUUUUUAGCCAGAGCAUACCAACCCUAGAUCUCAUAGAACUUUAUCUUUCAAGAUUACCUCGAAGUGGCAAAAGAGGAAAGUUUUGGAAGAAAGGAAAGGACUGGUAUAGGCUAGAUGGAAGAACCGAGAGCUCUGAGAGGCAAAAGCUGGUUGAGAGAUUUAACGAGCCCACAAAUAAGAGGGUGAAGUGUACUUUGAUUUCAACAAGAGCCGGAUCUUUGGGGAUUAAUCUUCAUGCUGCUAAUCGUGUAGUUAUUGUUGAUGGUUCUUGGAAUCCAACAUAUGAUCUUCAGGCUAUAUACCGGGCUUGGAGGUAUGGCCAAACAAAGCCGGUGUUUGCUUACCGAUUGAUGGCUCACGGAACCAUGGAAGAAAAAAUUUAUAAGCGUCAGGUGACAAAGGAAAGUCUGGCUGCAAGGGUGGUAGAUAGACAACAGGUAGGUAGGACUAUCUCUAAAGAAGAGAUGUUGCAUCUCUUUGAAUUUGGUGAUGAUGAGAACCUGGACACUUUGGCUGAUCUGGGCCUAGAGAACGGACAUACAAGUAACAACAAUAUGACGGGCCAAGUUGGGAAUUCUCAGACAAUGCCUCCUCAAGGAAGCUGCUCUUCAGACAAGAUAAUGGAAAGUUUACUUGGAAAGCAUUAUCCAAGAUGGAUCUCCAAUUACCAUGAACAUGAGACCCUUUUACAAGAGAAUGAAGAAGAAAAGCUAUCAAAAGAAGAGCAGGACAUGGCUUGGGAAGUAUACCAGAGAACGUUAGAAUGGGAGGAAGUGCAGCGAGUUCCUCUGGAUGAAUCUGCAUCUGAACGAAAGCCAGAUGCGUCAAGCAUGCCCCCUCCUGCGCCAGAGACCAGCCUUUCACAAUCUAAGAUGAGGAAUCGGUUGGUACAGAGGAAAUGCACUAACCUUUCACACCUGUUGACACUUAGAAGCCAGGGCACAAAAGUUGGUUGCACUACGGUAUGUGGGGAAUGUGCCCAGGAGAUAAGCUGGGAGGACCUCAAUCGGGAUGGUAAGACAGCGAGGUGAAGAACAGUGUCCUCCAUUUUGUUCAUAUGUGGUUAAACUGAUGUAAUUACUUGUGAUUAUAUACAGUAGAAGCAUAAGUUCAAUGUCCUUUUGAACACAAUAGUAACACCUUUUUUUUAGGUAUUGGUCCUAAAUUCCUGCUUUGUUGAUAGGGAGGAUUUUUCCUUUGCUUUGUUUAUUCCUUUUGUUUUUUUGGUUGGGGGCGAUUGUUUUCCCUUUUGAAAUGAUCGUGGGGACAGAGGAUGGGGGGGAUUAGGGUUUUAUUUAUACUGGUGGGAAUUUGGCCUUUUGUAAAUUUCUAUGACUACAAUUGAUUCUAAUGAAUUUAGUAUUCACGAAAGUCA